Austrofundulus limnaeus is the source of this 2375-nucleotide messenger RNA. RefSeq names its product mesoderm induction early response protein 1. Gene Ontology annotation, cellular component: nucleoplasm. Gene Ontology annotation, molecular function: transcription corepressor activity; histone deacetylase binding. The record is from RefSeq and is a predicted model, not a curated record. Gene Ontology annotation, biological process: negative regulation of transcription by RNA polymerase II. Lineage: Eukaryota; Metazoa; Chordata; Actinopteri; Cyprinodontiformes; Rivulidae.
GAGGCUCGGCCGGUUCUGACGACCACGAAUUCGAUCCGUCGGCCGACAUGCUUGUUCAUGAUUUUGACGACGAGCGCACCCUGGAGGAAGAGGAAAUGCUGGCGGCGGUGGACGAGGCCAACGCCAAUGAGAUUGAAGACCUGGCGCGGGAGGGCGAGAUGCCAAUACACGAGCUGCUUAGCCUUUACGGUUAUGGGAGCAGAUCYCCAGCAGAGGAGGAGGAAGAUGAGGAAGACGAAGAACCCGAGGAGGAGGAGGAUGAAGAAGAGGAUGAGGAAGAAGACCUGGAUAACGAUGAAAGCAGUAGAAGUACCGGCGAGCUGAAGAGAAGUGAGGGUGAGGAUUUUAAGACCUCAUCAGGACAGGCGGACGAGGCCAAGACCACAUUUGAAGGCCGGACGCGCUCUGUCCGGUCCCUUGGCACUGCAGAGCUGAUUCGCCCUCAGAGACUAAAGUACUUUGAAAGUCACAAUGAUGCUGAGGAAGAGUCAGAUGAAGAUGAGGACUAUGUUCCCUCUGAAGACUGGAAGAAGGAGAUCAUGGUGGGCUCCAUGUAUCAGGCAGAGACCCCUGCUGGGUUGAGUAAAUACAAAGACAACGAGAAAGUUUAUGAAAACGACGACCAGCUGCUGUGGAACCCUGACUGUGUUCCUGAGGACAAAGUGGUGGAGUUCCUGACGGAGGCGUCGAGGCGGACCGGAGAGGAGAAAGGAGUGGACGCCAUCCCAGAGGGGUCGCACAUCAAAGACAACGAACAGGCCCUGUAUGAACUGGUCAAGUGUGACUUUGACACAGAGGAAGCUCUGAGGAGGCUCAGGUUUAAUGUGAAAGCAGCCAAAGAAGAGAUCUCAGUCUGGACUGAAGAGGAAUGUAGAAAUUUUGAACAAGGACUAAAGUCUUAUGGGAAAGAUUUUCAUUUAAUACAGGCCAACAAGGUGAGAACUAGGUCUGUAGGAGAAUGUGUGGCCUUUUAUUACAUGUGGAAGAAGUCUGAGCGUUAUGAUUUCUUUGCACAGCAAACCAGACUCGGAAAACGGAAAUACAACCUUCAUCCCGGUGUCACGGACUACAUGGACAGAUUGUUGGAUGAGACGGAGAGCGCCACAUCCAGCAGGGCAGCCUCUCCGCCUCCCACCACCUCCAGCAGCAGCACCAGCCACUCCGAGCGGGAGGACAGCAGCAGUCAGAACGGGGUCGCCGGUCACCCUGUGGAGGCCUCUCAGUCGUCCCAAGUCAAAGCUGAGGGGGUUCAGUCCAACGGGCCGUCUCAUCCAGAGGAGCCUCCUCUUCCUCCUCCUCUUCCUGACGCCAGCUCCAACGGCUGCAGCCAGCUCGGCUCGCCCAGCCACGACAGGAACGGCUCUCUGGAGCCUCUGCCGGACCACAAAACCCCAGCAGCCCUGGCGCCCGACAGGCCCGCCAAGAGGUGCAGGACAGAGGCGGAGCCACUGGGCCCUGGUGACGUGGAACCAGCCAGAACACACGAGAACUGAACGGACUCGGCAAAAAGAAAAAAAGACUCUGAUGUAGGGGGACAGCUUCUCUGCUCAGCUGAGCAGAGGAGGAGGAGGAGGAACCUGAGCCGACUCCAGGUUCCCGAUAGGCUGAGGAGCAGCCCCUCCCCCUGCCCUGCCCCCACAGACCGUCUGCAGAGCUCACCCCAAAGUACCACAGCAAAACCAUAUCUGAACUCACCCAUCGUCUCUAGUCUGGGUUUUGGAGAGCGUCAAAAUUUAGCCAAGACUUUUCUUUUACUAUUUGUACUUAAAUUACCAGCCAUUAUUUUUUUACACAGGAGAUAUUUAUAUUUUUUCACCUAAAAAAAGAGAAAAAGAACCGUUGAUGGCUGUUGGCGUUUUGAAACCGUUUUGUUUGCUGUUGAAGAAUGUUGGAACCACAACGAUGUAAGAAAAACAGGAGCCGGGUCCGCGCUGCUGGACCCGGCAGAACCGACCCCGGCAGAACCGACCCCGGCUCCUGUCCGUCGGUGAAUAAACCUGCAGGUUUGUUUGUGAAGAGCAGCUGACAUCAGUGAUGUCCUGUAAUAUAACUCACGUAGACCUCUGUAUUUUUUACAUUUUCAGAGUUCGAUGCUUUGUUUGUACUAGACAGAAAGUUUGUGACCUCACCUGUAAAGUCUGUACAGAUUUCUUACCUUUUUCUCUCUCUCCAACGUGUCUGGCUCUUCUGGUCUCUGUGUUUAUGUUGAGCAACUUCAGUUCAGAGUUUCUCUAAAAUGGACGUAAUUAAAAAUCUUUCCUGGUCUGACAGAACUUCCAGACUUUGUAACGUUGCUCGGUUUGAGAGUUUGUGUUUCGCUUUAAAAUAAUAAAAACUGUUGGUUCUUUCCAGAACAACCUGUUCUGGUUCAGCAA